GAUCUCCUGUUCCGCACGCUCCGCCACGUGAGCCGCCUGGUACAUCCCACCCGCCCUUCUGCUGCGGGGGUGCUGUGGCCAGCCGCUACCCCCUCUCCCUGCCUCUGUGUCCUGGCUGUGGCUCAGCACGCUGCUGGGCUGUGCCACCGUCUUGGGAAGGGGCCUUCUUGACGGAAGAGGCCAGGCUCUGCUCUCAGGCAUUCCCAUGCGAGCAGGCAGGGGUGGGGGGCCAGCCCCUGCUCUUGGGAGCUCAGCCUGGGGUCCGGAGCCAGGUGGGGGUCAGCGACUUGGGGCAGGGCCCCUUGUGCUGUGUGUCAUUCAGGGCCGGCUCCCUGGAAGAGGAGCUCUGUUUUGGGGUGUCUGAGCCCUUUUGGGAGCAGGUCCUUAGCCCUUAGGAUGCUGGCCUGCCACCAGGAAGGUUCAGUCCUCUUCGACUGGGAUCCCUUGUGCCUUGGGGCCUGCCUUCCAAGGAGUUCCCAGUAGAGUCUUGUCCACGGGCAGUGGGAUGGGCAGCCAGUGCCUGGCCACGUGGGCCUGGUGGGAAGCUCUGGCCCAGGGCAGGAUCCAGGGGAGUCCACUUCAUGCCCACCCAUCGGCCCCGGGGAUGGGUCCAUUCUUGUCCUCCUCUGAGGAGUUGGGGGGCUUGCAGUGAGAAGGAGGAGGGGCAGCGUGGCUGCCCAAAGAGCCUCUGCCCCCCAGCCCUAGUCCGCCCAGGGCCCUGUGCUCGUGACUGCCGUCCUCUCUCCCUGGCUGGCUCAGCCCGCUGCUCUAGCUCCGGGCCUCCCUCUGCAGUGGGGACGAGGUGCGGUGGACAGGUGUCCUCAUGGCCGACCGCAGCCAGGCUGUGUGUGCGUGCAGGAGCCCUGAAGCCAGGCCCAGGGGUGACUCCCAGAGAGAUGCUCACAGUAGCUUUCUCCUGACCUUUGCUCCCAUCUCCGGAAUGGGCCAGUUCUUUCCUCCUUUCUUGGCUUGGGAUGGGGUGGGGAAUGGGGGUCUGCACACAAGAUGAACUCUCCCAGGCUGCCGUGGAGCUCGGCCAGCCCUGUGUCCCCACCCCCAUGUCUGCACCCACGGCAGCGCCAACUGCUUCUCCCCUGGGAUCAGGGCCUCUGCUGGGCGGCGCUGAGCGGGGACAGAACGCUCUGUUCUCUGGAGGAGCCGCACUUCCUGGACUGUUCCUGUGCGUUUGGGGGGUUCCUGAGAGACCAUGGAGGUGGGGCAGGUGCAGGGGCCUCUGUUCCUGGCUGGCCCAUAAGCAGGUGUGGUCCGCCCUGAGGAGCCCACAGACCUGGGGCUUGGGACCCUGUUGGGGCCCUCGGUCACGGCUGUACCUGCGGCUGCCUGAUGCUGACGCCGGACGCUCCUGGUCGCUGGCCACAGGAAGGCCGUGUGCCGUCCCAAGGAAGGAAGGAAGCACCUGGCUGGGUCACCCGGCUGGCCCCAGGGAGGUUGGCCCUCGAUGUCGCCUUCCCUGGGAGGCAUGCCACGUUGGGCCUGCGGGACUUCCCCUUGCCGGAGCUGGGAGCUCGCUGGGAGCCAGUGGCCCACCCUAGGCCCACUCUAGCCUGCCCUGUUCCUCCUCCCCUCCCUCCCCUUCCACUCAGAGAGCAGCUCCAGCUGGUCUGCUCAGGCCAGUGCUUGGCUCCUGACCCCGGGGAUGGGUUUGUGACGGCCAUGUGUUCCCGCCCAGGCUCAGCUCCAGGCUUUAGCUUUUGUAGGGGGGAGGGGGCCAUCAGCAUCCCCCUGGCGGGGCAGGACCCAUCACAAAGGCCAGCCCAGGGCCCUCAGUGGAGCUGCCCACCUCUCCCCAGCAUGGAGAUGGUUAUUCGGGUCCUGGGUGGGUCCUUCCGAGGGAGGCCUCCUGUGCAGCUGCCCCGUCUGCCUGAUGCAGCCAUGCAAGACCUCACAACAGCUAGGAAAUACAGGGGGACAGGGACGACCGGGCUACCUCACUCCCCGUCCCACCCGCUGAGGAACCACGGGUGGGUGUCCUUGUCGCCUCUUCCCCGAAGCCAGGCUUGGGGAGGUUCAGAGCGUGGCCUUGCCCGGCGGCUGGGGGACCUGAUGUGGGAGCUCUGGUCCUCUUCUGAGGAGCAGGGGGCUCUCGGUGAGAAACUGGGUAGGCCUGCGUCAGGGCUGGGCUGUGGCCAGACGCACGGGCAGGAGCUGCCGUUCACAGCGAUGCAGGUCUGCACAGGGUGCCUUCAGGAAGUGGCGGGUUUUCAAAGCUCCCAGGAAUGCUGGGCGCAGCUGAGGGGCACUGGCGCAGGGCUGGGGCACUGUAGCUGCUUCAGACGAGGGCCGAGCGCAAGCCUAGUGUAGCCUGGGUCCUUGGCACCCCCUCCAGCGCCAGGGAGGUGGUGGCGAUGCCCACUCCCCACAGGGGUGGGACCCUGAGGCUCAGAUGGUUGGGGGCCUGCCCGGGGCCCCACUGGAGCUGCUUCCCAGCCUUGCAGCCCCGCCGGACGCUCUCCGGGAGUUGGCUUGGCGUGUGGUCCGGUGUUGAACAUGGCACGGCUGCAGCCGGCGGCCUCUCUUUGUCUCUCGAGAAGCCUCUGCUUUAUGAUUUCUAACGCGGUCUGUUCAUGGACGUGCGAGGACCCCCCUGCGCCCCACCCCAGAGACAGCAUCCUAGGCAGUGGGGUGGCCAAGCCUGCAUUCUCCUCCUCUAUGCGGGUACUGAGGGAUAAGAACAGAACUUCGUUACCUGCUAUUUCCUAACUUGACCUUUCCCCAGACACCCCGCGGGCCCCGUCCACCUGUGUCCGUGCAUUCUCCUCGUCCCCUAGGCCGGGUGCCCGCACAGGACAUGCAGCUGUACCACAGGGUUCUGAGUGAUGGCUCUCCAGUAAACACAGACGGUGCUGCAGUCUGCUGGGUCUGGAGCCGGGGGGUAGAUUUGUGGGGCCGAAAUCCUAGACCUAGACAUGCCGGUUGAGGGCUUGAGUCGCCUUGGUGGCCCUUCUGAACUUCCCUCCCACCAGGGAAGCUGGAACUGCCCGCUGGCCAGCUCGACAGCUAGUCGCACCUUUUCAUUUCAGCCCAAAUUACCAUCUCUCCUCGGUAAGCUUUCCUGUUCUAGAUCGCUGCCAGAUGGAGUUGGUUUUGUGUUAGCAUAGAAAAUCUGGAAAGUACAAAAAACGCACAAAGCCGAAGAAAUAAACGUUGCCAACCACGUCACGUGGA
This is a messenger RNA of Aethalodelphis obliquidens (Pacific white-sided dolphin), 3186 nucleotides long. RefSeq lists its product as uncharacterized. NCBI's taxonomy places the organism in Eukaryota, Metazoa, Chordata, Mammalia, Artiodactyla, Delphinidae. The record is from RefSeq and is a predicted model, not a curated record. The transcript is spliced from 2 exons. The coding region runs from base 1345 to 2322 and encodes 325 amino acids.